UAGUACGAUAAGGGCGUAGUACUUGGCAUUAUCAUAUAUGCUUAAAGUGUUAAUUUUAAUUAAUAGGCAAUGAUAAUAACCACUCAUAGACGAUUAUGGUCUCAAAACAGUCGAGCAUGACUGUACUCGCCUAUCUUGGGCGAGUUGGGCGAGCAUGGAGUUCGCUUCGUUUGUAUUCGUGCCCAAGAUCGUGCGCGAUCGCCAAUGACGCCAGCGCCACGGCCAAUCAGUCGCGCGGUAGCUGUCAAGUAUACAAUACGGUGCCAGUAAUUUUGUGUUACUUACAAAAAUGUCUGCAUUUUCUACAGCAAAAACGUUUGAAUUCAUUGAACUGUACAAAAACGAGCCAUGCAUUUGGAAUCCGAAAAAUAAACAUCACAAGGAUAAAAGAAAGAUUGACGAUGCAUGGACCCGCAUUUCAAAUGCUAUGGGAAUACCCGUGGAUGAACUCAAAAGGAAAAAGGAGUCUCUCUAUACGACUUUUCGAUUAAACUACAAGAAAGUCGUCAGAUCUCAAAUGUCUGGGGAGGAAGAACCAUUAAUACCUACGUGGACAUUUUACGAUGCUAUGAGUUUUAUGUGUGAUGUGUAUGACCCCAAGACUUUUUAUACCGAAGAUCAUAUUGAACCAAAUACCAAUAGUCCAAGCGACGUGGAUUCAUCAAUAAGGUUGCAAGAACAGUCCAAAAGAUUUAUCAGCGAUAUUAUUAACAAGGCUUCUAACCCCAUACGAAAAUAUUCUUUAGGACUUCCGGAAUAUCGCAAAUAUUUAGAUUCUUCUAACAAGCUAAGUAAACGUAAUAAUGAUGGGAAAAAAAUUGCGGCCACCUCCCUUGCACACUCGGACGAAUUUCAGAUUUAUGGCUUGUACGUUGCUAACCAGUUGAAGUCGCUUUCUGAGGAGCAAAGUCUUUUAGCCAGAGAAAAAAUCCAGUCAAUAUUAACUCAAUGCAGAUUAAGAGAUUUACGAAACAAAAAAAGAAAACGGUCAACUCAACACGCAACAGAUCUCCCCGGGGCCGAAUUAGAAAACGUAGAGAUUGUUUUAUGUGAAGAGAGAGAUAAAACUAAUAAAAAAUACAAAAGUAAAACUUCAUCGUCAAAUCUAAUAAGUCUGGAAUCUCCAAUUCAUUCAGAUACUGAUAUACUAGAAGAUAACUUUAUAAUGCACGUUGAAAACAUAAAGGGUGAAGGGAAAGAUGCCCAAGACUCUGACAGUGACGAUUAAAUAUGUAUAUUAUGAUUAAGAAUUUAAUAUAGAUAAGGCUGUUUUCCAUCCUGUGGUGUUUUGAUUUGACACGGAGAACUGUGUUUUCUGAUAAAACGUACAAUAUUGUUACUAACAUUAUUAUUCAAAUAAUUAAUGAAUCUACGGUUGUAUCACGUUAUUAUGUCGCUAUUGCUGCGACAUGUUUCGCGCCAAUUUGGAGGCCCUUUUUCAGGCAUAUAGGAUUUCACGCGGCGGCUAAACUCCGUGGACUGAACGCGCCUUUACUUUUUACAUAUUACUUUACUAACAUAUUAUGUAGUUAAUUUUAUAAAAUAAUCGGUGAUUUAUAUCACAAUUCUCCCUAUGUGGGCACUACUGGACAAGCAAUGGCCUCGAGUUUUGACAAUAUUGAUUUGUUAAUAAAAAGUACAAGGUGGUAAUUUGAGUUCCGUUUAUUAAAUCUGUACUAAUAUCCUAAAAGGGGAUAGUAUAGUUUAUACGACUGUGCAUAAUCACACCUCGGACACUGGCGAUCAAGUAUAUGAAGGAGGCGCGUUCCUAGCACACAUUCUAAGCUCG
This is a messenger RNA of Leguminivora glycinivorella, 1789 nucleotides long. RefSeq lists its product as uncharacterized. The transcript is spliced from 3 exons. Lineage: Eukaryota; Metazoa; Arthropoda; Insecta; Lepidoptera; Tortricidae. Bases 290 to 1228 code for a protein of 312 amino acids. The record is from RefSeq and is a predicted model, not a curated record.